Molecule: messenger RNA, 282 nt
Organism: Botrytis deweyae
Lineage: Eukaryota; Fungi; Ascomycota; Leotiomycetes; Helotiales; Sclerotiniaceae
Exons: 2
Coding region: 1-282 (93 amino acids)
Source: RefSeq, a predicted model, not a curated record
AUGGUCCGCAUCUCCUCUAUCGUCAUGUUCUUCCUUGCGAGCGCGUUAUCAGUGCAAGCAUGCACCUAUUGUCAGUGCGAAUUCUCAAAUGGUGACCACUGCUGUGUCUAUUCGGACGCUGAAAUUGGCAGCCUCGAUUGCACCACCUAUUGCGCCAAUGCUCAUCGCGCAGAUGGUGCAGAUAGUUCAACUGGGCCCGGAACUGCAUGCGCAGCUGGAGGAAAAUACGAGUGCGCGAGUGCCUUCACAGCUUUGGACCGUACCCCAUGUUACAAGCAGUAA